Molecule: messenger RNA, 8360 nt
Organism: Pelobates fuscus (common spadefoot toad)
Lineage: Eukaryota; Metazoa; Chordata; Amphibia; Anura; Pelobatidae
Gene: TG
Product: thyroglobulin
Exons: 47
Coding region: 11-8203 (2730 amino acids)
Biological process (GO): thyroid hormone generation
Source: RefSeq, a predicted model, not a curated record
UUUUCACAAGAUGCGGGCUCCCGUACCACACCCGCAGCUUCUAGCCAUCCUUCUCCUUACCAUUGGAAUAACAUCGGCUACAAUAUCAGAAUACGCAGAUAACUCUCAGUCGCUGUUACCAUGUGAACGUGCGAGAGAAAGGGCUCAUCGCAAUGGAACUAAUGAUUACAUCCCCCAGUGCUCUGAGUACGGUCUAUACAGGAAAAUUCAGUGCAGCAGAAAUGGCAGCUCUUGCUGGUGCGUAGACGAAAAUGGUGUGGAGGUUUCAUCAAGCAAACAAUCAGGCGCCCCUCCAGUGUGUCUAUCUUUUUGCCAGCUUAAAAAACAGCAAAUCUUGGUUAGUGGUUAUAUCAACAGGACUUCAAUAACCCACAUACCGCAGUGUAAAGAUUCUGGAGAAUUUGAGCCAGUACAAUGUGACCAGAUUCUUGGACAGUGCUGGUGUGUAGACAAUGACGGCAUGGAGAUCUAUGGGACACGACAGGUUGGCAAGCCUCUAAAAUGUCCUCAGAGCUGUGAGAUAAGAGACCGUCGGAUCUUACAUGGUGUUGGAGAGAAAGUACCGCCACAUUGUUCCAGUACUGGGGAAUUUUUACCCGUACAAUGCAAACUCGUUAACACAACUGACAAGAUGAUCGUUGAUGUUGUUACAAGCUUCAGCAGAUUUCCAAAUGCUUUUAAGUCCAUUUCAUCCUUACGAGAAUCAUUCCCGGAGAUCUCUGGAUACUGUUACUGUGCAGAUAGUCUUGGACGCGAGCUUGCUGACACUGGUUUAGAGCUGCUUUUGGGGGAGGUCCAAGACACAGAAGAUCUUGCAGGACAAUUCCGUUCUCGCUUGUUCACAGACACAGCCGUCUAUCGUAUUCUCCAAAGACGAUUUCUAGGAGUUCAGCUAAUUAUAUCUGGCAAAUUUAGAUGUCCUUCUAUAUGUGAAGUUCAAAGGUUUACGGCCUCUUCCAUGGGAGAUGUAUAUACACCAUCUUGCACCGACAACGGGGACUAUGAACCUGUCCAAUGCCAAGUUGGAGGUCAGUGUUGGUGUGUGGAUUCUAAAGGACGUGAAAUCUAUGGAUCUCGAAUACAAGGAAAAUCCCCAAAUUGCAAUAAUCAUCAAGAUUGUUCUACAAGGAGACGACAAGCUUUGUCUAGUUUGUUUUUUGGACCUAGUGGACAUUUUGGCCAAAAAAGCUUAUUUGUCACUCAGGAGGAAGAAUUAGGCACUAAAUUAAACACAAACCACUGUCCUUCCUAUAUUUCGGAGUCAUACCAAAAGUCUGGCCUUUUAAUUCCAAUCAGUGAGAAAUUCAAGAACACACAACCUAAACUAGAGAACUUUAUUAGUGAUAUGGUCAAUGGUCUCUUCGCUUCCAGAAACUUAAUACAAGUUGCUCAAAAGUCAAAAAGUAACUUCAAGAUAUUUAAACAAAAUCUGUUUGGAGGAAAAUACCUAAAAAACAUGGCUGGACUUAACUUCACUGGAUCCGUCGGUACAAGAAGCAAAUUCAAUUUUAGUGAAUUUUUUCAGCAAAUUGGCUUAACAGGAAUGUACAGCGGAGGAAACUUCGUAGAACUUGCUAAAUUGUUUUCAUCUGAAGAAAAUUCUUACUUAACGAAAGAGUCAUCCAACUUCUCCAAACAAAGCUUUGAUCUAAACCAACCUAUUCAAGGUAGUUUUGGCCAAACUGUAAAUCUAAAGGAAAAUCAAAAUCGUGUUACACUUUUUGAGUCGAUUCUAGAACAAGAGGAAUUUACUACACUUUUACGCAUUGUCAUUUCAUUCCCACCAAAGAUUUCCCAAGAUAUUUCUGAGGCUGUCCAAAUAAUCAUGCAGUCAAAAAACUGUGAGAAGAGAAAUCUUGAUGUUUUUGUCCCAACGUGCACUGAAGACGGGAGAUUUGAUGAAAUUCAGUGCAGCAAAUCAGAGUGCUGGUGUGUGGAUUAUCAGGGUAAGGAAAUAGAAGGUUCUAGAAUACAAGACAAGCAGCCACGAUGUCCCACAAAGUGUGAAAAGGAACGUGAACAACAAAAACUCAUAAAGAAAAGUCUACCUGCUGGAUCAGAGCCCUAUGUUCCAUCUUGCGACCUAAAAGGGGACUUUUACCCUGUACAGUGUUCUGGUAAACAGUGCUUCUGUGUUAACAUGGAAGGAGGAACUAUUCCUGGAACUCGAACAUUGUCUGGGGAAAAUAUUCAAUGUCCCAGCAAAUGCCAGCUGACUGCGAGCAAUGCCUUUCUAGAGACUGCCAAGAUGCUACUGGCUGACACGGGGUCUGCUGUUCAGCUUUCUCAAGUGUAUAUACCUCAGUGUUUGGAAAAUGGAGACUGGAGAUCUGUCCAAUGCAGUGGACCCACUGAACAAGCCUUGGAAGUCUACCAGAUCUGGAAAACACAGAACAGAAAUACUUCUUACUCUGAAAUGCUUCGCUUAAUUUUGACCUAUAAAAAUAGUUCUCAGAGUUUUUCAGACUUCCUUCUGGCUCUAUAUAAAAAUGGACAUCAAAAUGUAUUUCCGCUUUUUUCUAAAUACCCCGGUUUUAAUGAUAUUCCAGAAUACGUCCUCAAAGGCAACAUAACAGUAGAUACAGAUAAUAUAUUACUAAAUCCGUAUAUAUUUUGGAAAAUUUUGAGUGGUACACAAACAUUUUACCCUGGAAACUAUGGAGACUUUUCAGUACCUCUAAGCCACUUUGAACUUCGUAAUUGUUGGUGUGUUGAUCUGGAUGGACAGAAACUUCAAGGAACAGAAAUGCCGAACAAGAUCCCAAAAUGUCCAGGGACUUGUGAACUUGCCAAAUUAAAAACCACCGAAUUCACUGAGUUUGCCGAGAAGCUAAUUUCUGCUUCCAAUGCUUCUCAGUUUCCUCUGGGACAUGGUUUCCUUUUAGCAAAUGGAAUACGGCUGUCGGAGAGUGAGCUCUUUUACAACAAUAGCUUCUUACAAUCCGGAGUACCACUUUCUGAGAGUUUCAUGAGCAGAGAUACAUUUAGCCUCCAACUAGCUGCCCAAAGCACCUUACAUUUUUAUUGGAGAAGACGGUUUGCUGAAAGACAAUCUUUUGGAGAAACAACACUCCUGGCAUAUUUGCCGUACGUCCCGCAGUGUGAUGGAUUAGGAAACUGGAACCCAGUGCAGUUUUAUGAGAGUACCGGUCACUCCUGGUGUGUGGAUGAAGAUGGAAACUACAUUCCUUAUUCCUUGGGCACAAGAGCCUCAAGUCCUCCUCAGUGCCAGACAUCUUGCCAACAAAGCCAAUCAAAUGCUCUGAUCGCCAACUGGAUGUCUCAAACAAUCUCUUCUAACAGGCGUAAUGCCUCCGAAUUCCUCAUACCAAGUUGUACCGAGACUGGUCAAUAUUCUUCUCUGCAAAAUUUGGAGCCAUUCACGGAUUGUGUUUUACCCUCAAGCAAUGAUCUGAUAUUGGAAGGUGUACGUGAUAUAAACAGCGGCUUUAAAUGUCCAGUUUGCCCACUACCAUUCCGUUCCCAGAACAUAAACCAUGGGGCCGUGUUCUGUGAGGAAAUAACAGAAGAUGGUAGAAAUGUACAGACAUGUCAGGUGGUGUGUCAGAAAGGUUAUUACAAUAUAUUUUCUGGUGAGACGUUUACCUGUGACAAGACCAGUCUUCAGUGGAUUUCACCAACCCCUCAUCUCCAGUCAUGUCAAAGAGUUCAGGCUUUCCAAACUGUCCAAACUAAGGCCUCUUUCCAAGUCUUACUUCCGAGUACUAAAACUUGCAUGGCAGAUUAUUCAGGAUUAAUUCAAUCCUUUAGGACCUUUAUAUUGGAUGAUCUGAAGGCUCGGGGAUUGUGUCAUGUCCAGGUGAAUUAUUUUGGAAGCAGGGGUACAGGAACGGUUCCAGUUUGUGAUGACUCCACGGUCUACGUGGAAUGUUUAUCCACAGAUCGACUGGGUGUGAAUGUGACUUGGAGAGCCCAAUUACAGGACAUCCAAGUAUCUGCUUUGCCCGGUUUACGUGAUAUUGAAGCUGCAAUUGUUGGUGAGAACCUGGUUGGGCGCUUCUUGUCCAUCAUUCGAUCUGGAAACUACACAUUGACUCUGGACUCUAAGCUCUUUGUAGCCGAUAACUCUGCGGAUUUCCCACGCGAUGAUGAUUUCUCUAUAUCUCCAGAAGUGAAGCUCGGCUGUAAAGAAGGGUUCCAGAGGCUGAUUGAAUCCAGCACAGAUAGCAGGAAUUUAGGUGGCUGCGCUAUUUGUCCUGCUGGAAGCUUUGGCCAAGGAGACAGUUGCAAGUUGUGUCCUGCAGGAUCUUACCAGGAGAACGCAGGGAGCACAUCAUGUAUCAAAUGCCCUCCUGGAACAAACACAGCCUAUUCUGGGGCAAUCAGUAAAAGCCAGUGUAAGACCGACUGUCAAAUGAAUGCUAAGAGUUUGCUCUGUGAUGAGAACGGUCAGUAUUACCCUUCCCAGAAGGACGUGGCGACAAACACAUAUUACUGCAUUGAUAUUUACGGUGAGAAGCUGAAAUGGACAGAAGUGGAUACUGAACUCACGAACGACCAGUGUUUAUUAUUAAGAAGAUUUGAAUUAGUUCCCCAGGACCAGCUCGUCUUCUUGACUGGUGAAGAAAUAUCUAGUGAUGUAGGGUUCGUAAAACCGAGUGGCUCUAAACAGCAGCUUGUGGAUUGUGUUAAAGACUGUUCGAUGGAUGACGCCUGCGAUUAUCUCACGGUAUCUCCAAAUGGAUCCAACUUGGCUUGUGAACAGUAUAACGGAGAUCAGUCCAAUAUCAUCUGCUCUACAACCAACCGGAUGCUGCAAGGGUUUCUGGGAAAUCCUUCUUCUGCCAACAUGGAACGUCUCAGUUGUCAAUUUAAAAUUAAGCCGACUGAUAUAAACAGUGUCAAAGUGUAUCGAAAGCAAGGUCAUGAAUUCCCCAGGACCGGUCUGAAAGCCUAUGAGAAGACUGAUUUCAGCAAUACAAUUGAUGGUGUUUACAACACAACAGUUUUUUCCGCUCAGGACACAUCUUUGACAGAUGUGCAUUACUUUUGCCGCCAGACGUGUGGACAGAAUCCCUGCUGCCAUGGUUUCAUACUGAGUCAAAUCAUUUUAAAUAAAGGUACAAUCCUAUGUGGAUUGCUCAGCUCCCCGCAUGUCCUGUUAUGUAAUGCUAAGGACUGGAGUGAAACAUCCCAUUUGGGGGGUUCUGGAGUCUGUAAAGGGGUAAAAUCUCAAAAAGAGCAGAAGACCUUUUCAUUCUUUCUGGGAAGUCAGGAAUUCACCGGCAGUUAUGCUAUGCUAUCCAAGAGUAUAGGUAAAGUUGAAUAUAACACAGAAUUAACCGCUGAAGUCAAGGAAGAAAUUCAGAGACGUUUUGUUCAGUUUCAAAAGGUUUUCCUGCUCAGAGAUCCAGAAGAGAGGGCGGCAUCCAAUGAUUCCGAAUGUGGUGUCAAAGCAUUUGAAGGACAGAAUGCAGUCACCGUGUCAGAUUCGGCUAUGGAUAAUUUCUUUCCUGUGGAUGUUAAUGAAGUUAAGGUUGACGAAGCUAUUUCAGUGGCCAGCCUGCAGUUCCAGGUUGCCAAACAGCGAUACUCCUCCAGCCAAGCUGUGCUAUGGUGCCUUACACGAUGUUUAGAAGAAGAGUCCUGGUGCCGUCUGGCGGACUUACAAGACACCAGAAAUGGAUAUUACACUUGUAUUAUUUACCCAGAAUCACAUCAAUGUAAUAACACCGUCGAUCUAGCACCAAAUAGUUGUGACAUCACAUUGACCAACAAACCACACCGUCUGUAUCACAAAAAAGAGAGCUUGGGUAACAAAGUAAAACACUUUUACACAUAUUUACCGUACCAGAAACUAUCAGCAAUAUCUGUAAGAAACAAGAUUAGUAUGACUGGGACAAGUGUGGCGAAAGGAUUUUUUGAGUGUGAACUCCACUGUGAUGCCGAUCCCUGUUGUAAAGGAUUUGGAUAUUUUGAAACAUCCCAGGUGACAGGGAAGGAGGUUUUAUGUUUAACCCUCGGAAGUCUGGGUAUACAGUCCUGCAGUAGCCAAGAAAGAAGUUCAUGGCAUGUUACAAACUGCAGCUCCUUGUCUAAUGUUGCAGAGACUCACCCGUAUGGGUGGUACCAGAAGCCAGAUGAAGAACAGCCAGUUACAUCAGCCCUGUGCCCACCUACAGACCCUACACCCGAGGCCAAAGAAGUAUCACUGGAUGAUUGGAUACUGUUGGAUAGCUCCUCUGUGAGUAUUGAUUCAUCUAUUUCUGAAUACGACACAUUGCAGCUCACAGGAUAUACUACAAACACUCUAAGGACUGGCCAGAAUUACUGCUUAUCAGCCUGUUCUCAGGUACAGUCCUGUAUGACGACUUCAAUUGAAGUACAACAAACAAAAACGCGUUGCAUUUUUUAUCCAGAGACUCAGAGCUGCUACCACAGUCUCAAAAAACAUACUUGUCGUGUUUUAAUCAAAGAGCCAGCUACCUACAUUUAUCGAAAGAAAGCUUCUCCCCUUCCUUUGCCAUUGCUGACCAUUCCAUCCAGGGGUUCUCUAUUGGGCAAUUCACGAGCCAUUCUCAUUGGCUCAGAUGUCAAAUAUGUCAAUCAGUAUCUUGGCAUUCCUUUCGCUGCUCCUCCAGUUGGUAAUUUACGAUUCCAUCCUCCUCAACCAUAUAACUGGACAGGGACCUUGAAUGUCACCACAGCCAGGUCAAGCUGCCUACAGCCUGGAGAUGGAAAGGCUCAAUAUUCGUCCGUCAGCGAAGACUGCCUGUAUCUCAAUGUGUUUGUUCCUAGUAAUAUUAGAGCAAGCGCCCCCGUUCUUCUUUAUUUCCACAACAGUCCGAGCGAUUACAGUGAAAAUGGACAGACGUUUAUUGACGGAUCCUACCAGGCAGCCAUAGGCGAUAUUAUCGUGGUUACUGCGGGUUACAGAGUUGGCGUAUUUGGUUUCCUAAGCAUCAGUAACGCUGUGCCAAGUGGAAACUGGGGCCUACUCGAUCAAGCUGCUGCGCUAAAAUGGACACAUGAAAACAUUGCUUAUUUGGGAGGGGACCCCACACUUAUUUCAAUAGCCGCAGAUCGAGCAGGAGCUGACAUAGCAAGCCUCCAUUUAAUGAGCCCCGAGACCAAACCAAUUAGAAGAGCCCUGCUAAUGGGGGGCUCCGUAUCCUCGCCUAUGUUAAUUAUCAGCAAGACACGAGCUGAGGAACAAGUGCGCUUUUUGGCUACCGAGGUUGGAUGUUUGAUGGCCAAUGAUGAAGAUAUUCUGACCUGUCUUCGCAAGGUGGAUUCCAAUGUCCUGAAUGCAGCUCAGACAAAGCUGCUGGCUUUAAGAGGCCCGUUUCAGACCUGGGGACCUGUUAUUGAUGGUGUGUAUGUACGAGAUGCCCCAUUAAAAUUGACCCAACAGCAGAUGUCUCAGGACAUUCCUCUAUUAAUUGGAACUGACGAACAAGAUGGCUUGAUUGUCCGAGCAAAGGCAAUUAAAAGAUUUGAAGAAGCUCAAGGAAGAGGUGACAGCAAAACUGCCUUUUACCAGGCUCUCCAGAAUUCCUUGGGAGGCGAAGAGCGAAAUCCACUCGUCCAGGAUGCUGCCGUGUGGUUUUAUUCUCUGGAGCAUUCCACCGACGAUUACGCUGGCUUCUCCAGAGCCCUGGAAAAUGCUACACGGGAUCACUUUAUCGCUUGCCCAGCAGUGAAAAUGGCAAAGGAAUGGGUGGCAAAUACAACGGGCAGUGUCUUCAUGUACCAUGUUCCUGAAGAAUUUUCGCAAAGCAGCUCGGGUUUGGAUCUCCCUGCGGAUGUUAAGUAUGCCUUUGGCCUCCCGUUUCACUCAAAUUAUAAAUAUCAGUUUUCUAUUGAAGAACAAGAUCUAUCCUUAAAGAUCAUGCGAUACAUUACCAACUUUAUAAAAACGGGAAACCCGAAUUACCAGUACACCUUUUCCAGAAGACUAUCUAGCAACCUACCAGUAUGGCCUGAGCAUCUAGCACAUAGUAAUGGAGAGAACUACAAGGAAUUUAGCUCAUCAUUGCCCAAUAAGCAAGGUUUAAAGAAAGCAGAAUGUUCCUUUUGGAAUAAGUAUAUUCCGACACUUAAAGCAUCCACAAGUUCGAAGACCACAGUAUUGCUCACAGAAAAGAGCAUUGAUAAUGGACUGAAUUCAAGUGUCCCUCAAACGGGACCCGAGCAAGAAAAAAUACAAUUAAACCAUUUGCCAAAUGAAAAGAACAAAUGAAAGAUUAAAGUGUUUCCAAUUUUCAAACUAAUGUUAUUGUCUUAAACAGUGGUUGAUCGGACGGCAAUGUCUCAACUUUUACCAUAGUCAGUUUGUUAUUAUAUUUAGUCUUGGUUAGUCUUUGUUUUAUGUGGCAAAAUAAACAUAUUUAAAAGCA